UGAGGUGGUGUGAGAGCGGUUGCGUAGCUCUAUACGCUCCAGUGGGGCUGGCUGACGAUAGAGAAUAAGCAUCGGUGAGGUAAAAACCUCUGGUGAGGAGAGAAAAAAGAGUAUGGUACCAGUUUUUAGCAGUGACGGAGGGUCGCAAACCAUAGCUUAUUCCUGUCAGCUCCUUGUCCGUUGUCUUGGCCAGCAUGGGCCCACCCAGGUUGGGAAGGGUGCAGUCUAUGGGCCGAGGCAUGCCUCGGUAUUGGCAGCUCUGGUAGGGUCUAGUGUUGAAGCGUUUGGCGUGGGAUGAAUGCCCAGGGAUGCCUAUAUUAGCUGCUUUUGUGGUUGGAGACCGGCACUUGAUUCUAGUUCUUUUCCAGUCAGCAUCAAUUCUGUGAAGCAAAGUAUUACUAUGAACAUCAAUCAUAAAGGUGGCUUAAAACUUAACAAAAUUGAGAAGAAGUUCUUAAGGAAACAGAGUAAAGCCAGGCAUGUGUUGCUGAAACAUGAAGGCAUCCAGGCAGUAUCUUAUCCCACUCAGAGCCUGGUUGUUGCCAAUGGUGGUCUUGGUAAUGGUGUGAGUAGGAAGCAACUGCUUUUGGCUUUAGAGAAUUGUGGACCCAUGGAAGCUCUCUUAAUGCCACCUAAUAAACCUUAUGCUUUUGUAAUAUACAAAACUAUCGAAGAAUCCAGGAAAGCAUAUGCUAACCUCAAUGGAAAAGAAAUCAUUGAUGAUUUGGGGCAGAAGAUCAUUCUGUACUCAAAUUAUGUGGAACAAGCACAAUGGAAAAAGUUGGGGCUUCAAGCCUUGCCUCCCGGCCUCUUGGUGGUAGAAGAAAUUAUUUCUUCUGAGGAUGAGAAAAUGCUUUUGGAAAGUGUUGAUUGGGCAGGAGACACAGGCAAUCAGAACUUUCAAAAGUCCUUAAAACACAGAAGAGUUAAACAUUUUGGUUAUGAAUUCCACUAUGAGAACAACACUGUGGAUAAAGAUAAGCCCUUACCUGGCGGUCUUCCUGAUAUUUACAACAGCAUUUUGGAAAAAUGGUUGAAUGAAGGUUACAUUAAACAUAAACCUGAUCAGUUGACCAUAAAUCAGUAUGAGCCUGGGCAUGGAAUUCCUGCCCAUAUUGACACACAUUCUGCAUUUGAGGAUGAGAUUAUAUCUCUCAGUUUGGGGUCAGAGAUUGUUAUGGAUUUUAAGCACCCAGAGGGUGUCACUGUACAAGUUAUGUUACCUCGUCGGAGUUUGCUGGUGAUGACAGGAGAAUCUAGAUACCUUUGGACUCAUGGAAUUACACCCAGAAAAUUUGAUACUGUCCCAGCAUCUGAGCAGUUCAAAGGUGGAAUAAUCACCAGUGACAUCGGAGACUUGACUUUAAGCAAGCGGGGAAUUCGAACAUCAUUUACGUUUAGGAAAGUGAGGCGUGUGCCCUGUAAUUGUAGUUACUCCUCGGUCUGCGACAAACAGAAGAAGGCCACACUUCCUUCCCUUCCAGAGAGCAGUAAAGAAGCAUGCCAGCUGGAACAAAAGCAUGUUCAUCGUGUCUAUGAUUUGAUUGCAAGGCACUUCAGCAGCACAAGACACAGCCCAUGGCCACGCAUCGCGGAGUUCCUGAAAGCUUUGCCGAGUGGUUCUCUAGUGGCAGAUAUUGGAUGUGGAAACGGAAAGUACCUUGGCAUCAACAAGAAGUUAUAUAUGAUUGGGUGUGAUCAUAGCCAGAACCUUUUGGACAUUUGUAGAGAGAGGAAGUUUCAGGCCUUAGUCUGUGAUGCACUGUCUAUUCCAUUCCGAAGUGGGUCUUUUGAUGCUUGCAUCUCCAUUGCUGUCAUUCAUCAUUUUUCAACUGCGGAGCGUAGAGUGGCAGCUCUCCAAGAACUUGUCCGUCUCCUGAGACCUGGUGGGCAGGCCCUCAUAUAUGUCUGGGCAAUGGAACAAGAAUAUAAAAAUCACAAAUCCAAGUACCUUAGAGGAAGCAAAAUUUGCCUGCAAGAUAAAAAGGAGAUAAACAAUGUCAUAGCCACUGAAGGAUUGCUAGUAAAUCAAAUGUCUGAUGAAGGUAGUGAAGACCUAGCAUCUUCUGUCCCCUCCACUGAUAAUAUCAAGGAGGAAGGAUGUAAGCCAAGGAAAGUUCCUAAUUCUGAGCUGCCUGUUCAUACAAACCGGACUUCUUUUCAUUCCCAAGAUGUGCUGGUUCCAUGGCACCUCAAGAGAAAUCCUGGUAAAGACAAAGCCGUUGAGCCCUUUGGCCUAGCAGGAUGCCCUGAUCCAUGUCCUGUGUUUCAUCGUUAUUACCAUGUUUUCUGUAAUGGAGAAUUGGAGGCUUCUUGCCAGGCUCUGGGUGAUGUUAGCAUUCUGCAGAGCUACUAUGAUGAGGGGAAUUGGUGUGUUGUUCUUCAGAAGGUCUGAUCUGAACAUAUCAGGUGUAAAGAAAAAAAAAAUGCCUAUCUGUUUCUUCGAAGGAAGAUAAAUUAUCCCUUUAAAUAAUGAGGAAGCUUUGGGAGACAUUACCAAAAGAAAACUGAGAGCAGAGAUUACAGAGGUAACAUUCUAUCUGUGAUUUUUGGCUGACUUCAUAAAAAUAGGUUCCUCUUACAUGCCUUCUAAGUAUGAUGUUGAAAAGUGAUUGGCAUUAACUUGUGAAAGGUCUGUAAUCUUUGUGAAAGUGUACAGCAUUUUGAAGCUAACCUUUCCUUAUAAAGUGUUUAUAAAGAUCCUAAACUAUGUAGGAUCAAAAUGAAGCAAUUAUGUAACCUUUUAAUGACUUGAAGACUCCUGGACAACAGGACACUAUCUGAAGUAUUAUUUACAACUGAUUGUUCCUAAGAAAAUCAUAGCAACUUUCUCACCACGUCUUUCUAGCACACUGGGGAUGCCCAGGAAAACUUUAGCCACAUAUUUCUCAGAAGUAAUAGAAACUUCAUUCAACAGAUAUUCAUUAAACUCCUACCAUUUACUAUUAAGUACUAGGAAUGAAGCUGUAAGCAAGUAAAGGAGGUUGGGUUGUAGCUUAGUGAAAGAACAGGUGUUUCUAAUGGAAGCCCUGGAUUUAAUACCCAUCACCACAAACAAACAUAGCAGCAGAAAACAAGAGCAAAGUCCUUCCUAGGAAGCUUGCUUUCUAGAAGGUGAGGCUGACAAAAGCAAACAAAUAGUAAAUAUUAUGUUCCUGGUAAUCAUAAAUGACAUAUAAAAAAGUAAAUUGGAGGCUGAAAGGGAUAUUAACCUUUGAGAAAAAGAUUACUUUUUAAUGGCUGAAAUAACUACCAAUCCUGACUGAUGAAUUGCCAGGAACCACUACUAUUCCUCAUCUAUGGGUUUAAGUUCUAAAGACAACUCAAAUAGUUCUCUUUAACAGUUAAAUUGCAAACGUUAAAAUGUUAUCAGCCACACCAAACUUUGUUCUUUCAGUCACAAUUGACUGUUUUUUCUAAUUCAUCAUUUGUUCCAAUCUAGGAAGAAUGGAGGCAUUUUCAUCUAGUCAGUGAAACCAAAAGCAUGUUCUUGGAAAGUACUUCUAAAAUUGAUGAAUAUCUAGCCAGACUGAAUUGACCAGGAAGAAACUUUUAUGAUUUUUUAAUUGACUCAAUCAAAAAACAUAAUUAAAAGCAACAUGUACAUGCUUUAAGACUAUAACUUUAUUUAAAACAUUAUAAUUAACAGAUUAAAAAUUAUAGUAAGACACUCUCAAAUGAGACUUCUAUUUGAAUAUACAAUUUUCUCUUUCUUUUCUAUUUAUGAGAGAGAAUCUCAUGUAGUGCAGUUUGGUCUCAAUCUAAGUACCCAGUUCUCUGCUUUUACCUCUCCAGACCUGGUAUAACAACAGACCUGGUAACACAACAGCCUAAGAAUAGUUUGAUAUUAUUUAUAUUGAAAAAAUUAAGAUAUUAUUUAUAUAUUAAAAUGGUGGUUCUCAACCUGUGGGACAGGACCACUGGUAGCCAAACCACACUUUCACAGGAGUUGCAUAAAACCAUUAGAAAUAUAUAUUUAUAAUAGUAUUCAUAACAGUAGCAAGAUUAGUUAUGAAGUAAUAAAAAUAAAUUUAUAGUUUAUUUUUAUGUAUAUUCCUACAACAGGAAGGGCGGUAUUAAAUAAUCAAAGCAUUGGAAAAGAUAAGAACCACAUAAGAACAUAUGGCCCAGUAAGAUGCGUAGUUGAUAAAGGCAUUUGCCACCAAGCCUAAUACCCUGAGUUCAGUCUCCAGUACCCACUUGGUAAAAAGUGAAAACUGACUCCAACAAAUUUUUUUUUUUGUACUUUCACACACACGCACACGCACACACACACACAAUAAAAAUAUUUAGUGGAUCUACUGGAUCUAACUUUAUAGUUGUAACUUUGCUGGAAGUAGCUAAAAUGAUCAGGCUGGUCUCGAAUACAUUUCUGCCAAGUACUGGAAUUAAAUACAUGUGCCACCACAUCUGGUUAAAUACAUUUUAAAGAAAGAUAUAAAGCUGUGGUGGUGGCCCAUGUCUUAGUCUCAACACUUAGGAGGCAGAGGCAGGAGGAUUGCUGUAAGUUUGAGAUCAUUCAGGUCCACAGAGCAUGUUUCAGAACAGCAAGGGCUACACAGAGAAACCCUGUCUCGAAGAAGAAAAAAGAACAGAAAAAGCAAAGUUAGCUGGUCCUAAAUCAAAGUUUGAAUGUGUUGUUUGUGAACUUAAGUUUCCAAGUAAACAAGUUAGCCAUAUUUGACUGAUCAUAAGAAGAAAAUUUUUAAAGUGUAUAUCGGCUCUUUAGGCUAAUUUGACUAUUUCUUUAUUUUUGGAUAUUUUAGAAGCUUAAAGGCAGACAUAGGGUCAUACCUAUAGUAUUAGCUGCUCGGAAGCCUGAGCCCCAGAGGUCAAAACUGGUUAGGGUUACAUAGUGAGACCCCGUCUAAAAGUAAAACAGAAAAAUAAGACAUUUCUUCCUUGUGUCAUUUCCAUCAUUUCUUUUCCUUUGAAAUGGCAUCCUUGGGUCUCAGUCAUGAGUAUAGUUAAGAAGUAAGUUCAUUGUCCCUGUAGGACCUGAUUUCACCUUACUGCAUGCUUUCUCUCCAUAGAAUUAAGAAGUGUUUGUAGGUUAUUUCAUUACUUCCCAUUUCCAACAGCUUCAGGCUGUCUACCCCCACUAUUGGGAUUGGCAUUUCCUUGAGACUAAAGAACUGCCACUGUGAACAUCUUGGUGGCCUUCUCCUAAAGUCUUUAGUAGAUAACUUUUAAUUUCUUUAUAAAACAAUUGUUAUAAGCUAAGAGAAAAUGUAAACUCUAGCUUACAAUUAGGAUUUUUCAAUUAUCACUAUAAUUCUGAAAAAUUAUUUAUCUUUAGUUAAUGAAGGAAAUGACCUCAAGUUUUAUUAGAAUAUUAAGAUAUUGUGAUGUAUUGUUUCUCACAAGUCACUCUUUUAUUGUAUACCAGCUUUUGAAUGAAAGUAUCUGGUGGAUGAGAGGAGCAAUAAUUUGAUUAGAAAUAUUGGCUGUCUGCCUAUCGUUUUAAAAUUGUAUGAUUUUGGAUAUAACCAGUUCAAAUUAGAACCCUGUGAAUUAAAAGGCUAAGAAAUAAUAAUGGGACUAUGUCAAUUUGAUUCCUGUUUUCCAUACUUUAAGAAUUUUAGCUGAAAAUUUGAAAAUAUAAAUUGUUAUAAUCUUAUGGAGGCUGUGAACAUGCAUUGCUUUUUUUAGCUUCUGACUUCCUACAUACCAUUGUGGUUAUGUCUGUCUUGAAAUAAAUUUAUCUUGUGUGCUUGUGUCAGCAUCAUGACCUGA
Messenger RNA from Arvicola amphibius (Eurasian water vole), 5736 nucleotides. RefSeq names its product alkB homolog 8, tRNA methyltransferase (gene Alkbh8). The record is from RefSeq and is a predicted model, not a curated record. Bases 299 to 2395 code for a protein of 698 amino acids. NCBI's taxonomy places the organism in Eukaryota, Metazoa, Chordata, Mammalia, Rodentia, Cricetidae. Gene Ontology annotation, molecular function: S-adenosylmethionine-dependent methyltransferase activity; 2-oxoglutarate-dependent dioxygenase activity; tRNA binding. The transcript is spliced from 12 exons. Gene Ontology annotation, biological process: tRNA wobble uridine modification. Gene Ontology annotation, cellular component: cytoplasm; nucleus.